AUAAAAUGACGCACGUUUGUUGACACCUGAGACAACAAUGCUGUGGUUGACACAAUCUUUAUUGUGCAAUAAGAAUUCUGCAUCGUAGAAUUCGCUUAAGAUAAAAUUAAUCUCGCAAACAUGACCGAUCCAACUGAACACCUUCUUGCGUUAAAAGUUAUGCGUUUGACCCGACCAACUCUGGUUAACUCUCAGAUUGUUACGGCAGAAGCAAAGGAUUUGCCACAGAACACAUUCGAUAAAAUCUUGGAGGGAUCUGCCACAACAGUUCAGGGCAGUGAAACGUUGGCUGCUGGCCAGUUUAUGUUACUACCACAAAGUUUUGGCAGCAUUUAUCUGGGUGAAACGUUUUCGAGCUAUGUUUGCGUUCAUAACUGUCGGACGCACCCGGUCACUAAUGUAACCGUAAAAGCGGAUCUGCAGUCGAACAAUACCCGUAUAAAUUUGCCCAUACAUGUAGAUAAACAGGGGCCGAUGACCUUGAGUCCUGACGAGACACUCGACGAUGUGAUACACCAUGAAGUGAAGGAAAUUGGAACGCAUAUACUGGUAUGCGAGGUUUCAUAUCUGACACCGGCCGGGCUGGAAACGUCAUUUCGUAAAUUCUUUAAAUUUGAAGUGGUUAAACCGUUGGAUGUGAUGACUAAAUUUUACAAUGCCGAAACUGAUGAGGUGUACCUGGAAGCGCAGAUACAAAAUAUCACAAUGGGUCCGAUUUGUUUGGAAAAAGUUGAACUUGAAAGUUCCGAGCAGUACACGGUAGUUCCGCUGAACACUUUGCCGUCGGGGGAAUCUGUGUUCACACAGCGAACAAUGCUGCAAACACAGAAUAGUUGUCAGUAUUUGUAUUGUAUUAAACCCAUUCCAGAGAUUUUGAACGAUCCUAAGGCAUUGAAGGCAGCUAAUAAUAUCGGCAAACUGGACAUCGUUUGGAGGUCCAAUCUCGGAGAACGAGGGCGGUUGCAAACAAGCCAGCUGCAGCGAAGUCCAAUUGAAUACGGAGAUUUACGCUUGGCUGUAAUUGAAGCUGAAAGUACAUGCAAAAUCGGUCAAGCGUUUGACUUCAAGUGCAGAGUAACGAAUACUAGCGAGAGGUCAAUGGAUCUGGUGAUGAAUUUGAACACAAAAGCAAAAAUCGGCUGCGGAUACACCGGACAGACUGAGAUUAGCUUGGGAGCAUUGGAACCAGGAAAGUCACAGGAAUUCAGUUUGACGGUUUGUCCCGUUCGAUUGGGAUUAAUUACGGUUAGUAACCUGCAGCUGACCGAUGUUUUCAUGAAGCGGAAGUAUGAAUUCGAUGACUUUGUGCAAGUGUUUGUGGUCGAUGAGGAUUACAAGGAAGAUAACUUUCAUCUGGACAAAUAUGUCCGGUAUAGCAUUCCACAACCAGUUUGAAAGGUUUUCUCUAUUUGAACAGAAAUGCAUUACCUAAUAUAGCAGUAUCAUAUUGAUAACA
Messenger RNA from Toxorhynchites rutilus septentrionalis, 1456 nucleotides. Its product is annotated as probable trafficking protein particle complex subunit 13 homolog. Gene Ontology annotation, cellular component: TRAPPIII protein complex. NCBI's taxonomy places the organism in Eukaryota, Metazoa, Arthropoda, Insecta, Diptera, Culicidae. The transcript has 4 exons. The record is from RefSeq and is a predicted model, not a curated record. Bases 121 to 1395 code for a protein of 424 amino acids.